Lacerta agilis (Sand lizard) is the source of this 1367-nucleotide messenger RNA. RefSeq names its product heparan sulfate-glucosamine 3-sulfotransferase 1 (gene HS3ST1). The transcript has a single exon. The record is from RefSeq and is a predicted model, not a curated record. The coding region runs from base 133 to 1059 and encodes 308 amino acids. Gene Ontology annotation, molecular function: [heparan sulfate]-glucosamine 3-sulfotransferase activity. Lineage: Eukaryota; Metazoa; Chordata; Lepidosauria; Squamata; Lacertidae.
UUUAUUUUAUGUUCCUAGUGAAUAAUCUGCUUAAGAAACACAUUUUUGCACAAAAAGAGGGCCUCAGCUUCCUAGUGAUGUUCUCUUCAUGUCCUGUUUGCUGGUAGUGCAAGAGAAGACCGGACCUUUGUCAUGGCUGUUUUUCUGCUGGGAGCAGCAUUGCUUUUUGUUCAACCUCAGGCAGUUCCUUCCAGGCCUGCUGCCAGUUUUAAAGCUGAGGCUGCUACUCCGAAAGAGCCCUUUAGGAAAGGUGACCUCAAAGAGAGCAUCCACCUCAAUGGGACACUUCAGCGGCUUCCACAAACUAUCAUCAUUGGUGUACGGAAAGGUGGAACAAGAGCCUUACUAGAGAUGCUGAGUCUCCAUCCGGAUAUGGCAGCAGCAGAAAGCGAAGUCCACUUCUUUGACUGGGAAGAGCAUUAUUCAAAUGGAUUGCAGUGGUAUGUGAGCCAAAUGCCAUUCUCGUACCCAUACCAGAUAACAGUGGAGAAAACUCCAGCAUAUUUCACUUCACCAAAAGUGCCUGAAAGAGUUUAUAGAAUGAACAAACUUAUCCGAUUGCUCCUUAUCUUACGAGACCCAACAGAGAGAGUGCUAUCGGACUAUACUCAAGUGUUCUUUAAUCACAUGCAAAAACAUAAGCUUUAUCCCUCCAUCGAAGAAUUCCUGGUUAAGGAUGGUGAACUCAACAUAAACUACAAAGCAAUAAACAGGAGCUUGUAUUAUUUUCACAUGCAAAACUGGCUGAAAUAUUUUCCUCUGGAUCACAUUCACAUUGUUGAUGGGGAUAAGUUAAUCAAAGAUCCUUUCCCAGAGGUAGUCAAAGUAGAAAGGUUUCUGAAUCUCUCACCUCAGAUAAAUGCUUCAAACUUUUACUUCAAUAAAACAAAAGGCUUUUACUGCUUAAGGGACAGUGGCAGGGAUAGGUGUUUACAUGAGUCGAAAGGAAGAGCACACCCCAAAGUAGACCCAAUUUUACUUGAAAAGCUACACGGAUAUUUUCGUGAACCUAAUCAGAAAUUCUUUGAGCUUGUUGGCAGAACAUUUGACUGGCCCUGAAUGUGGUCCUAAGUUAUAGAGACAAGCAUCUGGUGUGCCUAAAUGCUCCAGGGCACAUUUAGAAAAAGAGGACAUUUACGACAUAAUUUAUUUGUAAAAUCUAUGAAUUACUUCUGUACAAUAUUAAAGUCAUAAUUGCCAUGUAAGCUAGUACUAUUUUUCUACUUGUUAAAUUAAACAGAAACACUUUUUGUAAUGUUUUUCAUAGUUAACACUGUAUUUAUGUCUAUAUGAGGAAAAAAACCUAUUUCAUGAAAGAAAGUAUCUUGAGAUUAUGUGGAUAUAAAAUACAUACAUUUUAAAAUGCA